AUGGAUUUUGAUUUUAUCGAAGCUCAAAACUCAUUUUAGUUCCUCUAAGAGUAAAAAAAGUUGCCAAUUAAAAUGUCUCAUAAACUUGAGCUUCUUCUAGAGUGCAUCAAUAGCUAAGAUAUUGACACUUCAAUUUUCCAUUCAUUAGAUUUAGAAGAGUGCCAUGCUUUGAUGAAGUUGAAUAAACAAGCGCAAAAGGAGAUGUUUAUGUAGAUCAUCAAAGGAUAUGCAUAUGUAUUUUCUAAUUUAUUUAUUCAAGGCCAACAUGAUACCAUCAGCAAUUGGAGAAAUUAAAGGAAUUAUUGAUGUAAGGACAAAGGUGUUGAAAAGUUGGAAAUAAAAAUAGUUUAAGAUAGACUCUAAAUAAAGAACUUUUGAAAUUUUAAGAAAAAAGAGCAGCAAAAAGAAACCACGAAUUAUCUACCUCUAAUAUUAUACUGUAUAGCCUUAAGAAUUCAAAGAUAAGCGUUAUCGGUUCGUUAUUAUAGCCAAUUCUGAUGGUCAUGGUUAUUACAAAACAUUGGUUUGUGGAUCUGAUGAUAAAGCCCUCUAUGACAAGGUGAUAUAGGCACUUAAGACAAUAUCAUAGUUUACAGACCAUGUAAUGAGGGGAUCUAUCCUACUUGAAUCGAAUGAUUUUAAUCAGCCUAGAUCUAAUACCAAUUAACAAUCCUUCGUUACAACUAGGCAAGAUAUGAGAUUAGUGACUUAAUCAGAAAUUAUUCCACAAAAAUAAAAUACAAAUAUUAAAAUCACAAAGUAAACUUUUGAUUCAGAUAUAAAACCCAAUCAAUUAUAAUAACAAAAAUAAUAAUAACAAAAUCUACCUCAAAAUAUCUAACAACAAUCCAACAUCAGUUAAUAAAUUGUAUAGAAUGAUUCUCCUGCCAAACUUUAGCAACAGAACUAAUAAAUAUAAUAAUAAUAAUCAUAACCUGCAUUCAAUAAUUAGCAGUAGUAUCCAUAAUAAUAGUAAUCACAAUAAUAAUAACAAUAAUAAUCAUAUCAAUAGUAACAAUAAUAAUAACAAUAAUAACAAUAAUAAUACCAAUAACAAUAACAAUAAUAAUAACAACAACAAUAACAAUUAUAAUCCUAAUAAUAUCAAUAAUCAUAACAAUAAUAAUUAUUACAAUAACAACAAUAGUAAUAACAAUAAUUAUAAUAACCUUAACAAUAGCAAUAUUAAUAAUUACAAUAAUAAUAGUAGUAAUAAUAAUAAUAAUAAUAAUAAUAAUAAUAAUAAUAAUAAUAAUAAUAAUAAUAAUAAUAAUAAUAAUAGCAAUAACAGUAAUAAUAAUAAUUACAAUAUUAACAAUAAUAAUUAUAAUUAUAAUAACAAUAAUAAUAUUAGUAAUAAUAAUUGUUAUUAUAAUAAUAGUAACAAUAAAAAUUUCAUGAGGAAUAAUACAAAUUGCAAUAGGAAUAAUUACUUUAACAAUAAAAAAUUGAUUAAUAAAGAUAAUAAUAAGAAUUAUUAAACUAAUAAUUGUUAUAACAAGAGCAGUAAUAAAAGAUUUAGUCAUAAGUAGAUAUGCUAUAAAAAAAUGAAGCUAAUUUAGUAAAAAAUGAAUUGAAGUAUCCAUAAGUAUUUCAAGUAUUAUUUGAAGAAGGCAAAUUUAAUCCUGAUUAUUUUGUUUAAUCAACUAAAUAAUUUACUCAAGUUUAUUCAAAAGAUGGUGUUUAAAUUUUAAAAGACUAAAAUAAUUCUCUCUGCUUCAGAUCAUCAUUAACCAUAUAUAAUGGAGAUAUGGAGAAGGUAUUCCAAUGUUUAGCUGAAAUUGAUUUUGUAAAAAAAUGGAAUGCUGUCAUUAAUCCUAAUGAAACUAAAUUAUUAAAUAUGAUGUAGAGUGAGAAUUGUGGAAUAAUUUAUGAAAGACAUAAGCCAUAUGGUUUGCUUUAUUUGCCCCGAGAUUUUGUUUAUCUUAGAUAUGUUACAUACAGAGGAGAUGAUAUUCUAAUUGUGGAUAAAUCAAUAGAGAAUGAAGAUGCCCCACCAUAUAUGAAAGUAAUUAGAGGAGAAAUUAAUUACUAACUAACAGAGAUAGUGAAAAGUGAAAAUAAUAUUAUAGUAAGAAUUGAGUCAGAAAUAACAAAUGGGGGUUUAUCAUCUGUAAAUUAGGACUGUGCGAUUACUUAAUGGUAUCUAAGUGAGCUUUCACACUUUCAGCAAUUUUUAAAGACUUACUCUGCUGUUUAAGAGAUAAUACAAUCCCCUCUUUUAUAAGUAUUAAAUAGAACAAAAGUUAAUAAAUAAAAAGAAAAUAUAAUAAUAGAUUUAGGAGUGACUAAUAUUCAUUAAUAAUAAUAAGUUUAGCCUCCAUAAUAAUUAUAAUAACCAACUAAUUUUUAAUAAUAAUAGUAAUAAUAAUAAUAAUAAGAAUAUUUGAGCAUUUAAUAGCAACAAUAAGUAUUCAAACAAGAAGUUUACUAACCUUCUCCUAUAACUGUAGCAUAUGAAGAAUAGUUCACAUUUGAUAAAAUCAAUGAAACCCAAACUAUAACUUUGGAUUAGCUCCCAAUAAUUGCUACAGUUCCAGAGACUGCUCCAGUGAUCAUUGAAAAUCAUAAAGAAAUAAAUGAGAUCUAAUAAUACAAUAAAGAUAUAGAGGAUGCUGAUUUAAGUAAUUACACCCCGAGUGAUUUUAUUUAAUAGACAUUACCAGAAUUAUCAGAUAAGGAGACUGGUUAAGUUAAAUAAAUGAUAAAGAAUAUUGAACAAGGUUUGUAUGAUUAUACUGCAAACUGUAUCAAUCAUAAAUAUGUUACUGAACCUUAGAAGGUCAAAGACGAAUAUAUUACUUAAAUAAAUGAAGGACAUUACUUUUUAAGAUAAGAUUGGAAAAGAGAUAUGAAACAUGGGGGAAUGAUUUUCUAUAAUUAGAAGAAAAUAGAGGCUUAAAAACGAGUUAUUAAAUUUAUGUUAAAAUCGAUAGGAUCAAAUCUACUAUCUGGGAAAUCAAUUCUAAAUAUAUCAUUACCGGUAGAAGUAUUUGAAAGUAGAUCUAAUUUAGAGAGGUUUUGUUAUUCAUUUACAUUUGCUCCUUAAAUCUUGGAGAAGGCAGCUAAAAUUGAUAACAUAAUAGAAUAAAUGAAGUAUACAAUUGCAUUUGGAUGCAGUAUAAAUUAAUUAUAUUUUUAGGUUCAAUUAUAAUGUAUAUGUCUUUAGAGAAACCAUUUAAUCCUAUUUUGGGAGAAACCUAUUAAGGUUUCAUUAAUGGAUGCCCUGUUUAUGCUGAAUAGGUGAGUCAUCAUCCACCAAUAAGUGCCUUUUAAUUGAAAGGUAGAGGAUACGAUAUAGAUGGACAUAUUGAAUCAGCAGCCAGCAUGCAUGCAAAUAGUGUCACGGGGAAAAACAUAGGAUAUAUUAGAGUAACUUACCACAAUACACGUUCAAAGCAAAUAUUUAUUCAAUGUCCAGGAGUAUUAACUGGAACUGCAUUUGGAACAAGAGUAUUUAAUAUAAAUGGAAGAUCAUAUACAAUAGAUUUAGUAAUUACAAUUUAUGAUUUAAGGAAAAUAACUUGAUUGCAGAUAUGGCAUUUAAUCCUGGAAGCAAGAAUGUAUUCAACAAGAAAGAUUUAUUGUAAGAUCAAUUCAUUGGUUAUUUGUACAAAGUAAAACCUGGAGUUUUAAAUAAAUUUAAAAAGGAAGGAUAUGCAAAAUAUUCUGGAAUAGAUUUUGAUAAAGAUGUUGAAUAAAGAGUAAUAGAUUUAAUAAUAUUCUAGUAUUUUUCAAUCAAUGGUAUUUGGAAUUAAAUGGUUGAAUUUGAUGGGGUUAAAUUAUUUGAUACGUUAGAGAUGAAUCCUCAUGUGAUGGUCAAUCAUCCAUGUCCUUUGCCAUCAGACUCAAAUUUUAGAUUGGACAUACUUUAUUGGAAAUUGAGGGAUUUUAAUAAUUCUCAAAGAACUAAGGAGAUGUAUGAAGUGAAGCAAAGAAAUGAUAGAAAAUGUAGAGAGAAACUUACAGGUAAGAAACAUUGAGUUUUGUAUUGU
Molecule: messenger RNA, 3995 nt
Organism: Paramecium pentaurelia
Lineage: Eukaryota; Ciliophora; Oligohymenophorea; Peniculida; Parameciidae
Source: the annotation of a GenBank genome assembly